Leucoraja erinaceus (little skate) is the source of this 9809-nucleotide messenger RNA. RefSeq lists its product as uncharacterized. Bases 3973 to 8697 code for a protein of 1574 amino acids. The transcript has 10 exons. Lineage: Eukaryota; Metazoa; Chordata; Chondrichthyes; Rajiformes; Rajidae. The record is from RefSeq and is a predicted model, not a curated record.
GCCGCUGGUGGGGAACCUGAACCCCGAUUACAGAUAUAAAAGUCAGCAGAUGUUCAGUGGCCACAAUCAACUGAGCUGUUCAUACCUUUUGUGGACCACAAUGGAAUGAACAGGUGGAAUUCGCUUUAUGAACAUUCUGAUCCUGGGUGGCAAAGCUCGGUAUUUAUUAUUCACCUGCGAGAUGUGAUCACCUCUGACCAAGUUGAUGUUUCUUGCCAAUCUUCAAUUGCCCUGGCAGCAAGCGACCAUGAGCCAUAGUCCUCAGUAAAAGGACACACACCAGGCCUUGACUUGAGUUUUUGUACUUGGAUCCUGAUCUUUGCGUUUCUGGGAUGGGAUUUUGGGCGAUUUGGAGGUGGUGAGAUGUCUGUCUGGCUGCUGUCCAGUUCUCCGUGGUGGUACAAAUCGUGGCUUGGGAGAUGUUGCAGGGGAGUCUGUAAGAGCAUGUUGUGAACUCGAGGGCAUGAGUCUAGAGGGCAAAGAUAGGAACCUAAGGGGCCUUUUUUUCCCACUCACAGGAUGGUACGUACAUGGAACGAGCUUCUAGGGGAAGUGGUUGAUGCAGGUACAAUAACAUUGAAAAUAUAUCUGGGAAGGUAAAUGGUUGGAGGGUUAUGGGUUAAUAAUGGGCAAAUGGGACCUGCUUGGAUGGCACCUUGGUGGCAUGGAUUAGAUGGGCUGAAGGGCGUGUUUCCUUGUGUGAUUGUAUGACUCGGUGACCUGGGAGGUUCCGUUGAAGAAGCCUUUUAUUCCGGUAGUGCACUUUAUAGAUGAACACCACAGGCACAAAGCGUUGAUUCGGGGAGGAGAAUGUGUAAUGGAUAGUCUCAACUAACCUUGCUGCUAGAUCCUGGAUAUUCCCAUUUUUCUUUUGUGGGUGAGGAGGGGUGAAAUCAGGCUGACCUGCUGCAUAUGUCUUCCUGCUCUGCUUAUGGCAACUACUAUGUUUGUUUGUAUGUGUUCCCGCUCUCUAGCCGUGACCAUCCACCCAUUGACCAGUUGACCUUGUUUGCUGCACAUUCUUCUCCCCUCUCCAUCCCCUGUCCAAGAGCCCCACCCUCCUCACAGCUCUGAGGUUCUGUUGUCCCAUUCCCACAUCUGACCAGGGGUCUUUGACGUGAAAUGUGGGUUCUAUUUCUCUUCCAACACAUGCGGCCGGAUCUGCUGCUUGAUUCUCUGCCUCAGAGGGCGGUGGAGACAGGUUCUCUGGAUGCUUUCAAGAGAGAGCUAGAUAGGGCUCUUAAAAAUAGCGGAGUCAGGGGAUAUGGGGAGAAGGCAGGAACGGGGUACUUAUUGGGGAUGAUCAGCCAUGAUCACAUUGAAUGGUGGUGCUGGCUCGAAGGGCCAAAUGGCCUACUCCUGCACCUAUUGUCUAUUGCUGUGUUUUCUCCAGUGUUUUCUGUUUUUAUUUCUGUUCGCCAUGGAAUUAUAUUGAUUUUUGCCUUUAAAGAUAGAAGAGUCUGACAUUCUGGUGGCUGCUUUUGAUCGGGAUUUGCCUGAAUCAACCACAUACGAUAACACAUACAUCCGGCAUGAUCAGACCUUAGUCCAACCAGUAGAUUUUCUGAGCCAUUUUAAAUUCUGGAUUUUUGGCGUUUUACUGAAUUCUUCAACAGGUCAGAGACCUCCCUGAUAUCCCCAGAGCCCCUUUUUUUUUUGCAGCAGCAGCAAAAGGCCUGGAUGGAUUGCAGACGGAUUCAUCAAGAUGCAUGGAAAGGUUCCACCACUGGAGCGAAACAUCAAGGAAACAUUGUCACGUAUCUCGAUGACUCUGACUGCAACCCAUCCAGGCCAGGCAGCCAUAUCUCCUUGUCUACCAUCUUAAACUCCUGCUUCCUCCACUCUGUACAGCCUGCAGAAUAUAAUACAGCAACAGCAGCCCCCAAAUCUGUGCUGCUUCAUGUAUGGAAGCAGAGGGGAUGUGAAAAUUCCCCGACCACUUCAUCUGUGUUGAAAAUGUAACACCACAGUAAAACUUUUUAUUGGACUAUUUGGAAACCUGAUCCAGGUGAUGUUUUUUUCAGGCUCUUUUAACUAGCUGGGUUCAGAGGCAAAUUUUAUUGUAAAGCUGCAUGCCUUUUUUUUAGAUUGAAUUAAAAAUAUGUUGAAUGUUAAUCCCUUUUCCUCAAUAAUCCCCAGGAAAAACUGCCUGUCUGGUGGCACCCAGUGGGCUGAAUUAUCAACUCGUACUCGGUGCCCCAACCAAAGAAGGCAAGCAUAUCGCAAUGCCUUCUUCACUUUCUAUCUACUUGUGUUGCCACCUUUGGGAAGUUGUGAACUUGGACCCCAAGAUCUCUCUGUACAUCAAUGCUGAUAAGGAUCUUGCCACUAAUUACAUAUUUUCCACUUUCAUUUGACCUCGCACUUGCUCGGACUAUACUUCAUCUGCCAUUUCUGUAGCUGAUCUAUAUCCCACAUAUACUGUGACAGCAUUCCUCACAGUCUGUGACCCCAGCAAUCUGGGGGUUACUCCAAACUUGCCAACCAACCCAUCUACUUUUACAUUCAAGUAAUUUAAUUACAUGACAUAUACAGACCCCUGGUCACAGAACUGCGGCCUGAACAUUAUCCCUUCAUCUAUUUCUUCUAUCAGUAAACCAGUUCUGAAUCCAUGCAGCCAUGUCACUGUUAAUUCCGUGCAUCUUAUUCUAGAUCAUCCAACCAUUGGAGACUUUAUCAACUGUGUUGUUAAAAUCCUCGGAGACAACAUCCAGUGCUGCAUCCUCAUCAAUCACCUUCAUUACCUCCUUUUAAAAGAAACUUGAUCAAGUUAAUAGAACACUAAUUAAUUUGGAUUUGAACAUGUUAAUUUGGCUCUCUGGAGGCUUUUGUAUUAUUUGGAAUUAGAAAGCGAUGGUGUUUAAAAAAGUGUACAUGAAAUUAGUUUUUAGGUGUAGCUUGUUUUCCACGUUUCAUAAGAUCAUAAGAGGAGUUGAAUUAGGCCAUUCGGCCCAUCAGGUCUACUCUGCCAUUCAAGCAUGGCUGAUCUAUCUCUCCCUCCUAACCCCAAUUCUCCUGCCUUCUCCCCAUAACUUCUGACACACGUACUAAUCAAGAAUCUAUCUCUUAAAUAUAUCCACUGAAAUUGCCUCCACAGCCUCUAUGCAAUGAAUUCCAGAUUCACCACUAAAGAAAUUCUUUCUCAUCUCCUUCCUAAAAGAACGUCCUUUAAUUCUGAGAGAAUCGAAAUUUAUCUUUAAGGGUUAUCAUUUAAUCAGUGCCUGCCUGCGUCUGGUGAAAAGAUUGUUGAUCUGAAAUGUGAAUGAAAUUCAAAAAAGGUGCAGAUGCUGAAAAUCUGAUUUUUAAAAACUGAGUGUUGGGAAUGUGCAGCAGCAUCUGUAGAAAGGGAAAUGGUUGACACAAAGUUUUAACCCUGGUUCUCUCCCGCAAAUGCUGCCUGACCUGAGUGUUUACAGUAUUUUCUAUUUUUGGUUUAGACCUGAACUCUCAGCAAUUGUUGGCUGACCUGUUGAGUAUUUUCUUAUAAGGAUUCAAUUUGUCUGCUUGCAAUUGAUGCUGAACAGGUUGUAUGCCUACACCUUGCACAUUACUGAAUUGGGGUAGAGGGGUCGUCCCUGGUGUUGCUGUUGCAUGUUGCAAAAGCAAACCUUGGGGACGAGCUCAAUACAGAUCUGAGUGGCUUUCUCCAAACUGAUCAUCUUCUUCCCACCUCCAUUCCCCAGUUCUGGUCCUUGCCUGAUAUCUAUUGGAGGAUUGUAUUUGAAGAACCGUCCAUUCUACUGCAAGAUGGCACUGAAGCACCAGGCUUGGCUCAGUGGGUAGCAGGUAUUUGGAACUCGGCCUUGGAAAUCUGUGGGUUCAGGUCGCAGUAUCUCAAGCAGUGCGGUAAUUAUCUAGAGAUCUGGUGUUGCUGUUUUAAAUGAGUGCCUAAAACAUCUACGAGUUGUAAACCUCAGCCCCCUCUGUUCUGCCUCCCCACAUCCUCAAAGUCUGCGCCCAGCUACUGGAGUCAUGCUUUCAGCUAUUGUAGGCGGAGGUGUGAGCAGAGGGCAGCAGCUGCCCACGUCCGACGCUGCCUCGUUUCUCCUGGCACAAGAGCUGUACAUAAGACUUCGGAGCAGGAGAGUGACCAGAAUGCCUGUCCAUAACAGGCCAUUGCAGCCACAAGGUAUCUCACCGCUCCAUGGGCAUGUUGAGCGGGAUCGGCAGGCAUCCCUGUCGGAGGCUGCUUUCCGUCUCCUUCCCCAGGACCUUCAGUGUAAGAGGGUGACCCGGACCUCGGUCCAGUGCAAGCCCCUUGACCCAGCACCCGCAGCCCGAACCCACAGCCUCAAGUCCAGCGGGCGGACAGUCCGCAAACUGAACUACCGCAGGGUAGCGAAUGUCGGGCUAGUCGGAUCACCAGUCAACGGGAACAGCAGACACAAUCUCAAACCCAGGAAGAGCGAGCUGCUGGCCGAGGGCGAAGGAAGACCGGAGUCUCGUGUUAACCGCAGGAAGCAAGCGAGUGCAAAGUUAUCCAGGGAAUUUGGAUUGGAGCAGAGGAAGAGAGCAGGGGCAGUGGGGAAGAACCACUCUCUAGUUCGGCAGAGCAGGCCACAAUCAGUUGGGAAUCCAGGCAGUAACCAGGCUGAAGGUGAAGUGGGACCUGAGACCUGGUUGUCGGCCAUCAGUGAUGUCACGCUGAAGGUGGAGUUUCCGGAAGACCACAUUCAGCCCCAUGUGCAUCCUGCUGGCUUAAGUGGUGAAGAUGACUCGAACUGCAGAACUACCCCAUGGAUCAGUGAGAGAGCAGAAGAUCACAGUGUGAUGGAUGACUGUGGGGGAGGAUUCCCUGCUGCUAACGUUUGUUGUGAAACAAGAUACAACUCUCUGCUGUGCAGCCGUGGGCCACAGUCGGCCAGCAGUCAGUAUUUGUUUACAGCGUUGGCCACUGAAAUGUGCACAGAAAAUGGAGCCAAUAGCGCUACGUCGGAAGAAAACACCCGACCCAAGGUUCUGCAGUGUGAUGCUCCAGCAAUGCAUGUCAGGGCAGAGAAGGCCCACAGGGUAGCUACAGAAGGCAAGAGUACAGUGGAGGCACUUGGCUGGAGUGAACUGAUUGUGGUACCUCUCCACAAAGCAGCCUCUGAGAUUGAUUCCGUUCACCAAGUGCCUUUAAAAGGUAUAGUGACCAGUGAUGUGCCCGACUGGAUUCCUUCAGCUGCCAUAGCAACCAACCAGUCGAUUAUAGGGAAUGACGUGCCUGAUGAAGUGCUUGCUGGUAGUGGAACUGUCAUUCGGACUCUGGAGCAGAAUGGUUUGAUUCCAAGUAAGUCGACUACUGAAAUACCUAUGGAGGGCAAGGUGACCAGCGAUGUUCAUGCUGGUUGGUUGCCCAGCGAGGAGGCAGUGGAAGGCAAAGUGAUUAAUCCGUGUGGGACUUGUGCUGUACAGGGAAAAGACCAGCUGGCUGAUCAAUCAAUAAGUGCCUCAACCAGUGCGGUGGCUGCAGACGAUGUGGUGCCCAAAGUAGAACUGUUGAGAGUCACAAUGACCAAUGCUACUGCCAAUGGUGCGUUGAUUGAGGCAUCUUCAGAUAAUACAGAAACCAGGGCGAAUGAAGUAAUCACAGCCUUUCCUGCUGAAGACGUGAGAUACAGGGAGAGACUUGAUGGGAAUCACUUGGCCUCUGUGGUGCACGCAAGAGAAGAAACUACUACAGAAUUUCCAUCCUUUGAACUCCCAACACAAGAUAAGCUGAUUAAUGUAACCAUACGUACUGUGUCCACUUGCUUGACUACUAAAGAUAUUAUCAAACCCAUCCACUUGGGACUUGUAACAAGCACAUGUGCUGUCCUAGAGAGUGCAAUGCCAGAGGUCUCCCCUUAUGUAUCUGUGGAUAUGACUGGGGAGAGUGAGCUACCCAGUGAAAAGGCAUUGACUAAGAUGCUGUUUGAAAAGACUGUGUUGGUUGAUAUCACUGAAGGUGCCAGUAGAGAACUUUCUGCAGGAGUUAAGCUAACCACGGGAGUGUUGUAUGAUUUGGCAACCGAGGGGGCACUAAUGGAGGAUGAGUUGGUUGAUAUACCUACAGAUGUCACUACUGUUGCCAUGGACUUUUAUACUGGAGGCGAUCCAGCUGUGGAAAGAUGUGGGGGAGAGGAUGAAGCACCUGCGGGCAGUUCGCUGCCUGGGAAUGAACGUGCGUGUGAAAGUGUACUGCCCGACAUGCUGUUGGAUGGCGAGUUAGUCGAUAUACCUACAGAUGUGGUAAGCAAUUAUUUGCCUGGCGAGGAGGGAGUGGCCUACAACAUGGAGCCUUCAGAAGGUGCAACAGCCAACGGGGAGAUGACAGAGAAUGGAUUGCUAGCACUAUAUCCAGAUACCAUCAACAGAAUCUGUGGAUCAACAAAAGCAGUGCAUUCCUCUGCAAUGUCAACCAGUUGUGUUGUGUUUUCACCAGGAUCUCUGACACGUCCGGCGGACAAUAAGGUCUGCAUGGUUCCUGCGGAGGGUGUGAUGUGUGAUAAUAGCUUCACUGAGGAGAAGAGGUUGGUGAGGCCACCACAUGAGACAAAGGGACUGGUCACAGCAGGGCUGACCGAUGAUACUGAAAGUGAGCUUACAGCAGCAACAAAUCUACCCGGAAAAAGGGCUAAAAACGUGGUGGAAUGCAAGAAGGAAACCUGUAGUAUUAAGAUCAUCCAAAUUAAGGAAUGUGGAACAUUAACCGUCAACAGACCAAAUGUGUGUGCCCGCAAUGAAAGUGAUGCAAUGUGUUGUGAAGUUAAUGGCCAUCGAGCUGUCGAGCCCUGUCACUGUGAGUCUGAGCCUGGUGUGUUGACAGUUACCGAGUACAGUUGGGAGCAGGAGGCAAGCUGUGUGGCAGAUGCACGGGAUGAGCAGAGACCGGAUGGCAGGGCUGAGCUUGGAUCCGUGAUGGCCAGUGAAGCUGAAGCUGCCUGCUCUGCCAAGAGGAAGGUAUCCAGCUGUAAAAACAAGAGGAAGGGUAUUGCCAGGUUAAAAAGGAGGAAAUUAAACCGCCCAGUGCUCUUCUCAAAUUGUACUCCGAAUGUGCCCAGACUGGAGCAGUCCUGUCUGAACAGGACUUCAGCACGUGUGGAGUUCUGCAACAGAGGGAGUAACAGCAUCAGUUCAGAGUUGGGCCACACAGUGCAACAUGUGGAAGAAAUAAAACCAAAGAAUCUGUCUCUCCUACCACUUAAUGAUUUAGCACAUCACAAACACUGCAAAAAGUCCCUGCUAUUGGAACAGUUAUCGGCCAUUGCCAAUGGCCUGCGUGUGCUCUCCAACGGCGCAGGAAUGCAACAAGAACUCCGUGCGACACCCAAACAUGUGUCAGUGGGCCUGUGUAGAAGGUUUCAUCAAACAAAAAUAAUUAAGGGUCUACGGAUUUGCCUCAGUAGUGAACUAGCAAGCUCCUGUGGUGUGAUUUGUCACUUACUGCCCCAGAGGAAAGAUCAGACCAUCGGUGCUCAUGCUUGUAGCAAACUGCAGCCUUUACUUCCCUCCAGAAGCAGGAAGCAGACGGACCAUUUUGGCUCUCCUGUUUUGCCCAAUCUCGACCUGAUUUUGCUGCUUUCUUUCAUCAGUGACGGUGGGAGAGUUGAUCAGCACUGUGGGUCUGAAAGGACAAACGUCUCGAUUAUUCCUCGCCGCUCGCGGUGGCUCUCCCGAUGCCAGGCCAACCGUGGCCAGGCCCUUUGGUCGCCUGCUUCGCUGCACACUGUUCUUGCACUUUCAUCUCCAGCCUGCUACAGGCUGUGGACACGGCAGCACAAUGGUGGGAGGGUGUCAAAGGCCCAGUGGCCACUCUUGACUCUAUUUGGAGAGGAUUUGAAGAGACUUAUUCCCCCUGUCCCAUCGGACAGACCUAUUUGGCCACCGUCCUGUAAAUUGGCCAGAGUGGUGUCACGGUGCAGCCAGCACAUCCCAUCUUCCUGCACAUCAACAUCCAUUAGCCUUUCGAACAACUGGCGGUGCAAUCUAUUGGCAGAUACUCCCAGUUACCUUCCGCCCUGUUUUCUCACUGGGAAUGGAGCUAGUUUGAAUGAAGCCAAGUCACUGCUACUUCAACAGACCAAGACGAGAAGUAAUCUACAGCACCUGAGCUUUGCCUGCAUCGUCGAGCCCUUUCUUACUUUGUCGGACCCACCUACCUCAACUGCAGAAUGCACUGUUGCUGAGAGCUCGUACCCCUCUGCCUCAUCACCCAUCCCCAGCAUCACCUACGUGAAAACUCAACUACACACCCAGAAAAAAGAGGACACUGCGUCCGCUAACAAGCUGGUCGGCAAAUCGAAUGGAUCGUUGAGAAAGGUGUCCCAGAUCCGAAUCCGAAAAACCAUUCCCAAGCAGGACACCAACCUCACGCCCAUGGGCCUGCCCAAAGCCAAGCGAUUAAAGAAAAAAGAAUUCAGUUUGGAGGAGAUAUACACUAACCAGAAUUACAAGUCACCAUCUGCACACAGCAAGUACCUGGAGACUAUCUUCGAAGAGCCUGUCCUGAAGAAGGGGUCCUUCGUCUGCACCAGCCUCCAGAAACGCAAGCGCCUGUUGGAGUUCCAGGACUACACGCUUCCACGCAAGAGGCGAGCGCAUGCCCACGUGAAGGUUCAGAGCCGGACCCGAGGCAGGAAGGCCAGUACACGGGAGGAGAACAUAGACUCGCUACUUGUCCAAAAACUGACUGAGUUGGAAGCCUUCCUGGCCGGAGAGGAUACAGGCCACUGAUAUACGUGACUAGGGCUGCGUUGCCAGUCUCUGCACGUCUGGCCCACCUCACGGGGAGUUAUGCUGUGGGUCCACCCUGCUAUCUGUUGUUUGUCUGGGGAAAGGAUAGUGUGGAGUUCGUAGGCUGCUGCAUGGUUUUUUUUUUUGGUUUUUUUUUUAAAGAGACGACACCCAGUGGAGGAGGCAAAUCCUAAGCAGCUUCUUGUGCAAAUGGCACUGACCCACUCUCGUUGGGAGUGAGCAGUGAAGGAAGAAUAUAUAGAAUAUGUAGAAGGAGAAUUAUUCAGAACUAAGUGGAAGGGGGUGGAUGAAAUGAAGUUCAUCUUGUGCUCGCAAUCAAAUGAAGCUGCUGCAUCCUUCUCCCAACGUUUGAUUUGCUGCAAACUAAUUUCUUAUCACUUUUGAGGAGGCAACAGCUGAAGCAUAACCCAGAGAGCAUAUUAUAAUGUUUACAGGACAAUGGAUCUGAAUGUCUCCAGUUGAGGCUGGAUCUGCUGAUUCUCAGAGGGCCCAAACCUUCUAAACGUUUUCUAGUUGAGUUCAGUUUGAUCAGGAGGGAUGCUGAUAUUUUUGUAGCUGAAUAUCUAACCAACUUGAGCCUGAAGUUCUAAAAGUAAAUAUUCCAAAUUAAGUACUGUGCUUCUGUGUGCCUGCCUGCUUCAUCUCCCAGCAUCGAGAGUUCAGGGGCUGCUGACGUGCAAAGUGACCAGCAGAGGGCAGAGUUGCUUGAACCUGACAACUAAUGGGCUUCCCCGUGUAACAGUGACCCAGGGCUCGGCUUCAGCGGGAGCCCUGACGGUGGGUUGCAUACAUGGUUUAUUUUUUAUACUGGCACAAUGUUAGUCGGUCCACAUCAAAUUUACAAUUACUGCAGAUUUAAUUAGCCUAAUGCUGUACUUUGGUAAUGUAUGCCAUACUCGGGUUUUGAAUGGAAAGACUGGCCUAACUCCACUGUAACCGCAGUUAGGUGGAUGUCCCUGAUGCUGUAGAUUUGAGUUGGCUUUGUGAUUUGAGUGCUGUGAUUUGAGUUGACCACAAAUAAGGCUUUAGUGUGCAUGGGAAAUUGAGGAAGUACUGUAUAAAUAUUGCACCUUAACUCCUAAUGAAUGCCU